CGCUUCUCCCUCCUGGGCACUGCUGCCAUGAAUACCUUCCUGCUCUCUGCACUGUGUCUCCUCGGGACCUGGGCAGUCCUGGCAGGGGGAGUCACCGUACAGGAUGGAGAGUUCUCUUUUUCUCUGGAGUCAGUGAAGAAGCUCAAAGACCUUCGGGAGCUCCAGGAGCCCAGCAUUCGGAACCGUAGGAAGAGUGGUGGGCCCGUGGUUCCCAAAGCCUGCAGCCACCAGAAGUUUCCCGAAGAACUCAAGCCUCUCUGCAAGGAGCCCAAUGCCCAGGAGAUCCUCCGGAGGUUGGAGGCCAUCGCCGAGGACCCGGACUCGUGCGAGAUCUGUGCCUUCGCUGCCUGUGCUGGAUGCUAGGACGGUCGGCUCGCUGCCUCCUGCCCCGGCCGAUGCUCCCACUGCCCGCAGCUCGGCCUACCCUGCCCCCAGGGGAGGCGUGAAGAGGGUGUGGCCUGGGGCGACCUGCGCAAGCCCGGCCCCUGCCCCCCAAGAUCCCCUCCGACCCUCAGCUAAUAAACCAGAUCCC
Panthera uncia (snow leopard) is the source of this 532-nucleotide messenger RNA. RefSeq names its product guanylate cyclase activator 2A (gene GUCA2A). Lineage: Eukaryota; Metazoa; Chordata; Mammalia; Carnivora; Felidae. Gene Ontology annotation, cellular component: extracellular region. Gene Ontology annotation, molecular function: guanylate cyclase activator activity. The record is from RefSeq and is a predicted model, not a curated record. The transcript is spliced from 3 exons. The coding region runs from base 28 to 363 and encodes 111 amino acids.